AUGUCACUAUAUAAACUGGGGUCCAAAAGGAAGAUCUUUGGGAACCAACUCCAGGACACAGCCCCAAGAUCAGAGCUGCCAGACCUCAACACUCAGCCAGUGACACUGGGCAGAAACUGGAGUUCCCCAGACGACCUGAUCCUGACUGGCCAGCAAGAAAAGUUCAUCUGCGGUAUUGGGAGUGAGCCCCGGGGCAGACCCAUGGGCACCCCAGCCUCUGUGGCAUGCGACCCCCUGCAGUGCCAGGGGCCUGAGGCCCGUGCCCGGAAAAGAGCUUCUGCCAACAUCUUCCAGGAUGUGGGGCUGCUGCAGCUGCGGCGCCUGUUCCGGAGCAGCGGGGAUGAGCGGGCAGAGGAGCGUGCCCAGCUCAUCUGGGAGUACGCGGGCGACCGGCGCACAGCCCAAGCCCUGCGCCAGCUCAGGAGCGGGCAGAGGAGGCAGUGGCACCCACCCCAGCUGAGCCCAGCAGCUCAGGACAGCAGCGACCCAAGGCUAGAGGAGUGCAGCUCCCCCAGCGCAGACCCUGGCAGCAGCACGAGGCUGGAGGAGCCCAGCAGGGACAGGCAGCGCCCUGGCCCCAGGAGGAAAGGUCCAAGGACCAGGCGGAGGAAGAGGGGGCCUGGACCCACAGGGUACCUGCACCAGCUCCAGCAGUGA
Messenger RNA from Emys orbicularis (European pond turtle), 657 nucleotides. RefSeq names its product arginine vasopressin induced 1 (gene AVPI1). The transcript has 4 exons. Gene Ontology annotation, biological process: positive regulation of MAPK cascade. The record is from RefSeq and is a predicted model, not a curated record. NCBI's taxonomy places the organism in Eukaryota, Metazoa, Chordata, Testudines, Emydidae. The coding region runs from base 1 to 657 and encodes 218 amino acids.